Messenger RNA from Cyprinus carpio (common carp), 5035 nucleotides. It is a transcript of the gene igsf9bb, whose product is annotated as immunoglobulin superfamily, member 9Bb. The coding region runs from base 487 to 4794 and encodes 1435 amino acids. Gene Ontology annotation, molecular function: protein binding. Gene Ontology annotation, biological process: cell-cell adhesion. The transcript has 20 exons. NCBI's taxonomy places the organism in Eukaryota, Metazoa, Chordata, Actinopteri, Cypriniformes, Cyprinidae. The record is from RefSeq and is a predicted model, not a curated record.
UGUGCCUACGUUGGACAUCUGACAGGCUGCUCACACGACUUCGCUUUUGCGCAUGAUACUGCGGUUCCGACGCCACUUCACGCUCCAACUCACCUUGAAACGCGGUGCUCUCAGUUUUUGCAUGGAGAGCGACGGGGAGGCGACCAAUCCCCGCCCCUACGCCUCCCCCAUCGGCCAAUGAAAUUCGAGCGGGGGAGGAGCUAACAGCUAAAUUGUCACGCUUGGUUUCACGCUGGCAUUGCCAUCGAGCCGCGUCUGGCUGCCGUGCGCUGGUGCAGGUGCUCUAUUUCAUCAAGAGAGGAUGCGAAAGGAAAGAAGGGGAGGGAAAGAAUGAAGGGAACCGUCGGAGAAAAGUAUGCAGGGCAUGAAUAAAAGGGUAUCAGCAGCUGACAGUGUGUCUAACGUCCAGGGGCUCGGCUAAGAAUGAUUUAUUGAAAGGGGCACUUUGAGAUGUGAUGAGGUUUCUCUCUGGUUGGCAAUAGUACUAUGAUUUGGUAUGUGGCCACUUUGAUAGCAAGUGUAUUCAGCACCAGAGGAACAGCUGCUCAAGGUGCCCACGGAGUCAGAGAGGAGCCCCAGUUUGUGACGGCCCGUGCAGGGGAGACCGUGAUUCUAGGAUGUGACGUGGCUCACCCACUCAACGGCCAGCCCUACGUGGUGGAGUGGUUCAAGUUUGGAGUGCCCAUCCCCUUCUUCAUCAACUUCCGCUUCUACCCUCCUCACUGUGGACCCCGAGUACUGCGCCGAGCCAGCCUGCAUGGCAAGUCAUCUCUACGUAUUGAGAGGGUUCGCUGGGAAGACCAGGGCUGGUAUGAGUGCAGGGUCCUGAUGCUGGAGCAACAGUACCACACCUUUCACAAUGGCAGCUGGGUGCACCUCACAGUCAAUGCUCCCCCAACUUUCACGGACACGCCGCCGCAGUAUGUGGAGGCCAAAGAGGGGGGCAGCAUCACUCUGAGCUGCACGGCCUUCGGGAAUCCCAAACCUUCAGUCAGCUGGCUCAGGGAGGGAGACCCCAUACAGGACAGCAGCAAGUAUAAGGUGAGUGAUGGCAGCCUGACAAUACUUUCCAUCAGCCGUGAGGACAGGGGAGCGUACACAUGCCGAGCGUACAGCGAGCAGGGAGAGGCCGUCCAUACCACACGCCUACUUGUCCAAGGACCCCCAUUUAUUGUUUCACCACCAGAGAACAUAACCGUAAACAUAUCCCAGGAUGCAUUCUUCACUUGUCAGGCUGAGGCGUAUCCUGGCAACCUAACGUACACCUGGUUCUGGGAGGAAGAUAAUGUCUUCUUCAAGAAUGAUCUAAAGCGCAGAGUGAGUAUUCUGAUCGACGGUUCGCUCAUCAUCUCCCAGGUGAAACCUGAGGAUGCUGGGAAAUACACCUGCAGCCCGAGUAACAGCCUUGGGCGGCCACCUUCUGCAUCAGCGUACCUGACAGUGCAUUUCUUUGUAAGUGUGGUUAUGAUGUAUUCAGUUUUUUUAGUUGUUGUUGUACUGCCGGGGUUCAUCCGCUGCCCGGUGGAUGCCAACCCGCCUGUCACUUCAGUGAAGUGGAAAAAAGACGGCCUGCCUCUGCGGAUAGAGAAGUACCCUGGCUGGAGCCAAAUGGAAGAUGGGAGCAUUCGAGUGUCUGAGGUGACAGAGGACUCUCUCGGCACCUACACCUGCGUGCCUUACAAUAGCCUCGGUACAAUGGGACAGUCCCCUCCCGCCCCUCUGGUGCUAAAGGACCCACCCAAAUUUCUGGUGGUUCCUGGAGGGGAGUACAGGCAGGAGGCUGGUCGAGAGCUGGUCAUCCCCUGUGAGGCAGAAGGAGACCCAUUCCCCAACAUUACAUGGAGAAAGGUAGGGAAGCCCAGCAGAAGCAAGCACAACGUCCUACCGCGAGGCAGCUUACAGUUCAAAUCUCUCAGCAAGGAGGACCAUGGGGAGUGGGAGUGUGUCGCCUCCAAUGUUGCCACGAGCAUCACUGCCAGCACGCACCUCCUAGUAAUCGGCACAAGCCCACACGCCCCCGCCAAAGUCCACGUUUCAGUCUCGACGACCUCGGCCAACGUCUCGUGGGAACCUGGUUACGAUGGCGGCUUUGAGCAGACAUUCUCAGUCUGGGUGAAGAGGGAGCAGUUAGGACCGCAUGACUGGCUGUCCAUGGCUGUGCCCGGCGGGCAGCACUGGCUCCUGGUGCAAGGCCUGGAGUCUGAGACGGCCUACCAAUUCAGCGUCCUGGCCCAGAACAAGCUGGGGACGGGCCCGUUCAGCGAGGUCGUCACUGUGAACACACUAGUAUUUCCUAUAAGUACCCCAGAACCACUGGUGCUGCUUACCCCACCACGGUGCCUCACAGCCAACCGGACACAGCAGGGAGUCCUACUCACAUGGAUCCCUCCAGCCAAUCACACGUCACCAAUUGACCACUACAUCAUGGAGUUCCGCCUCGGGGAGAGGUGGGAUGUUCUUGAUGAUACAAUCCCUGCUGGAGAGACAGAGCUGUUGGCUAGAGACCUGGUUCAGGAGGCCUGGUAUGAGUUCAGAGUGAUGGCGGUUAUGGAGGACGUUAUCAGUGAGCCCAGUAAUGUAGUGGGAGUCUCUAGCACAGACUACUUUCCGCCGCCUGAGGUGCCAGACGAGGGGCUGGCGCGGCCGGUGGUGGCAGGCAUUGUGGCCACCAUCUGUUUUCUGGCAGCAGCCAUCCUCUUCAGCACGCUAGCGGCCUGCUUCGUCAACAAACAGAGACGGCGUAAGCUCAAGCGGAGACGAGAUCCCCCUCUGUCUAUAACACACUGCAGAAAGAGCGUGGAGACUCCAUCAUCUUCUGGAAAGGUUAGUCCAGAAAGUGUCCGCUCCAUUGGACCUCCUUCAGAGUCCUCCGAGGAUGGUUUACGAGCUAAGAAGUUUCCUCAAAGUCCUGCCAAGGAGAAGGAGCUUUCUUUAUACAAGAAGACCAAGAGAGCAAUAAUUAGCAAGAAAUUUAGCAUCUCUAAGCAUGAGGCGGAGGCUACCACGCCAAUUGAAUUGAUCAGUCGUGGCCCAGAUGGGCGCUUUGUCAUGGAACCCACGGAUGCGGAAACUCCAGUUAAGCCACGGCGCAUCGAGGGCUUCCCCUUCGUGGAGGAGUCUGACCUGUACCCUGAAUUUCGACAGUCAGAUGAGGAGAAUGAUGAUCCGGGGCCCAUGCCGCCUAUGAUGGCUACCCUCAGACCCCAUCAGAUCUCCCCCAUUUCUUCUAGCCAGGAGUCUUACUUGCAGCCCCCAGCCUACAGUCCCCGCUUCCAGAGGCCCAUGGAAGGCAUGACUAUCAUGGAAACCAGUCGACUCCAGGCUACAGGGCAGAUUCGUGGUGCUCCUCACUUCCGAGCCUUUUCCCAUGGCCAGUUCUACAGCUACUUAGGAAGUCCAGGGGAACCUGAGCCUCCGCCUCCCUUCUACAUGCCAGACACCAGCCCUCUCAGCUCAGUAAUGUCUUCUCCUCCUUACCACCUGGAGGGCCCUUUCGGUCAUCCCACCAUUCCAGAGGAAAUCGGUGAGGGAGAGAUUCAGCAUUAUGCAGUCUCUGGCUACACCCUUCCCUUGGCACACCCCUCCACCUCGCGCUCUCCAGAUAUCUGGCAGCGACCUGAUUUUACCUUUGCCACAAUUGAGGGUCCUCACUUUAUUUUUCCACCCCCACACCCUUUGCAUCUUUAUCCGGAACCUCCCCUUCCUCCCCCUCUUGUUCUUCCUCCUAGUGCCCUCCAGCCCUCCACCCUUCAAUUAUCUCCUUACCCUGGUAUCCUGCAGCUGGAGGCCCCAAAGAGCCGCCCAGGCAAGUCUCCCAGCAAGGUCAAGCCUCAGGGCCUUCCAGCCAAGCGUUUACCUAUGCAAGAGGCACAGAGUCUAGGGCAGCUAAGACACACAAGCCACGGUAUGGGUGUACCGGUAUUGCCUUACCCUGACCCAGUGUCUCACAUGGUUGGCCCAAGCUCAUUCAGAAGCCUGGAUACCCGAUGGUACGAGCUUACACCCAGGCUUAGCCCAAGCCAGCCCCGUAGGAUGGAACCCAGCAUGGUAGUUCUCCAGCCAUCCCGCCUAUCACCUCUAACUCAGAGCCCUAUUAGCUCUCAUGAAGGCUCACCGGAGAUUGUAGUACGCCCCAGGCCCCGUCCCAGUGUCAUCCAACCCCCGAUCCCUCCUGAGAUGUCUGAGAUCACCCUUCAACCUCCUUCUUCAGCUAGCUUCUCUAGAAGGUCCACCCCCUCCUCCUCUCCUGCUCAAGGCCAAGGCAGCCGAAGGGCAAGUCCCAGCUACCGAUCCCACAUGGCAUUUGCCACCUCAGCAGCAAGCUAUCCGUCACAGUCCCCUUCACCUCCUGUAGAAAGCAGCAACAUUUUUGGGCAGAUGCCAACUCAGAGGAGGACUGAGGAGGAGAUACUUCCAUCAGAACCCUCUCCACCCCAGUUAUCACCUUCAGGAAAACGUCGAGGUGCACCAAGUGGCUCUGCAGGGUCUGAGAGGAUAGAAGCACUGAGAUAUCAACGAGUGAAAAAAGCCAAGAAAGUCAGUGUCAACAAUAACAACUCCAAGACCAGACGAAAGAUGGGUGUGCCCCCCUCUCAGACCCAGCAGCCCCACACCUCUCAGGUCCUCCAGCCAGAAGAAGCUCUCUACCUCCGCAAGAAGAAGAAAAAGUUGACUCGCCAGGACCCGUAUGCCCGCUUCUCUGCUCUGCUGUACCGCCGCCCGCCCCGAGAAGACCAGAAAGCCAUUUUGGCUAGUAUGGACUCAGCAGACCCAGACCACGCCACUCUCCUCUGAAGUCCCAGAGAAUACAGGCCACACUCUCCCUAAACUCUGAGCUCCUUCCACCUUUGCUCAGCCAGCCAGCGUCUUCACGUCCACACCUGAAUCCAAUGGUUUACUCCUCUUUUCCGUUACACUUAAUGUAUCACAAGAAAAUGCUUGUGUUCCAAGGUUUUGCUCUAGUCCAUUUACCUCAAAUUCAGAAGGAUCGGUCAUCUUGAGCAGAUUAAAAAGAAUAUCUUAAAUGCCUCAUUUC